Messenger RNA from Ipomoea triloba (trilobed morning glory), 867 nucleotides. Its product is annotated as calcineurin subunit B-like. The record is from RefSeq and is a predicted model, not a curated record. Bases 185 to 712 code for a protein of 175 amino acids. Gene Ontology annotation, molecular function: calcium ion binding. Lineage: Eukaryota; Viridiplantae; Streptophyta; Magnoliopsida; Solanales; Convolvulaceae. The transcript is spliced from 7 exons.
UUUUCAUCUUUUUGGAGCUCCCAUCCCAUGCUGACCAAUUGAAUAAUGAAUCUCAAUCCAAUACUGUCGUCUGCUGCUACUAUUAGUACCACUCUAUAAAUUUUUGGGUUUGCAGUUUCUUUCUCAUUGCUCUUGUCCUUCACACCGCCAACCAAAAAUCUUGGAAUUUCAUUGAGAUUGAACAAUGGGUAAUGCUUCUUCAAUGUUGACCCAGUAUGACAUUGAAGACGUUAAAGAUCACUGUAACCAUCUCUUUAAUCAGCAAGAAAUAGUGUCACUAUACCAGAGGUUCUGCCAACUUGAUAGGAGUGCCAAGGGGUUCAUAUCAGCUGAUGAGUUUUUAUCAGUUCCAGAAUUUGCCAUGAAUCCACUAUCUCAGAGAUUGCUCAAGAUGGUAGAUGGCUUAAACUUCAAGGACUUUGUAGCGUUUUUGUCAGCUUUUAGUGCCAAAGCAAGCAUGCGGCAAAAAUUUGAACUUAUCUUCAAAGUAUACGAUUCUGAUGGCAAUGGGAAGGUCUCAUUCAAUAACAUGACAGAAGUGCUUCAGGAUUUGACUGGCUCGUUCAUGUCAGAUAAGCAAAGAGAGGAUGUUUUGAGACAAGUUCUGCACGAGGCAGGUUAUGCGAGGGACUCCUUGUUACUUUUGGACGAUUUCGUUAAGGUUUUUGAGCAUCCUGGGUUGAAGAUGGAGGUGGAGGUGCCAGUUGACUAGCUAAGCAGCAGUUCCUGGCUAGAAUUCUGCUUCAGUAGUUAAAAUUUGAGACGAAUGCUUUGUUGAAUUAGCAAACAUUUGUUUUCUUUUUCAAUCAAGGAUUAAAAUAAAUAAAUAAAUAAAAGCAAGCAUUGCCCAAACUAAUUUACAAGGAA